Molecule: messenger RNA, 2132 nt
Organism: Vigna radiata var. radiata (mung bean)
Lineage: Eukaryota; Viridiplantae; Streptophyta; Magnoliopsida; Fabales; Fabaceae
Product: rust resistance kinase Lr10
Exons: 2
Coding region: 132-1934 (600 amino acids)
Biological process (GO): protein phosphorylation
Molecular function (GO): polysaccharide binding; ATP binding; protein kinase activity
Source: RefSeq, a predicted model, not a curated record
CGACCGUAAGUUAUUGAAUUGACUGAACAGUAAGACAACGCGGAGUUGCUGCUACACCGGCCAGCGCACCCAGUCCAUGUUAAACUUGCGCUGACUAGAAAGACAUCCUGAAACUGCAAAUCAACCACAAAAUGCUCAGUUUUCAGAAGCUAUCUCUUCUAUUGACGCUGCUGUUUCUGAUAUGGAAACCUGCGACCGGCAAGAACCACUGCGCCAAUAAAUGUGGCCACGUGCACAUUGAAUUUCCAUUUUAUCUCAGAAACAAAAACUUGAAUCACUCCACCGACUACCCCCCUGAGUUCGGUCUGUUAUGCACCCAAAAAAAUGUGCCCAUUCUGGAGCUGCUGGCUGUUCCAAUACAAUUGUUUGUCAGAAAAAUUCAUUACAAAUCUACUCUAAUUGAAACAUAUGACCCCCAAAAUUGCCUUCCCAAUCAACUCUUGAAACUCGGCAACGCAUCCAUCUUUCCAUUGCGAUUUCAGAAAUAUUAUCCUCACAAGUUUAACUUUUCCUUCUUCCGUUGCGAUUCACUGACGUGCCCAAUUUUUCUACUACAAUCCGACAACGGCGUCGAUGACCCCCGAUUGGUAUCCUGCACGAAGCUGAAAGAUGUUUCCACCGAAUGGUGGUAUCGGUAUCAUGAGGAUAGGCUGCUUUUGGAAUGGCCCGAACCUGACUGUGGAGACUGUGAAGCACAAGGCCAAAAAUGUAAAUGGAAGAAUGGUACUAACGGUGCAACUGAAUGUCAUGCUUGCCGAACAAAACGGAUUCCAACGUCAACUGUCAUCUACAUAGCUGUAGGGGGAGUAGUUGGUUUGAUGCUUUUGCUGCUACUGGUCAAGGCAUUGUUUUAUGCGUAUGACUAUUAUGUGAAGAGAGGAGAAGACCAGACUCGAAUAGAGAAAUUCUUGGAGGAUUACAGGGCAAUGAAGCCUACCAGGUUCACUUACGCUGACAUCAAGAGAAUCACAAAUGGUUUUAGUGAGAGUUUAGGGGAAGGAUCUCAUGGAGCAGUGUUCAAAGGAAUGCUCUCUCGUGAAAUUCUUGUUGCUGUGAAGAUUCUCAAAGACACAGUGGGAGAUGGGAAGGAUUUCAUAAAUGAAGUGAGGGCCAUUGGGAAAAUUCAUCACGUUCACAUUGUUCGUCUGCUUGGUUUCUGCGCAGAUGAGUUCCACCGUGCUCUCGUCUACGAUUUCUUUCCAAAUGGGUCGUUGCAGAGAUUCUUGGCUCCAGCGGACAACAAGGAUGUUUUCCUUGGUUGGGAGAAGUUGCAACAAAUUGCUCUUGGUGUUGGCAGAGGAAUUGAGUAUCUCCACCUCGGCUGUGAUCAUAGAAUUCUUCAUUUUGACAUCAAUCCUCACAAUGUUUUGCUAGAUAACCUUUUUGUCCCAAAAAUCACUGAUUUUGGACUAGCCAAAUUGUGUCCAAAAAAUCAGAGCACGGUGUCGAUGACUGCAGCCAGGGGAACUUUGGGCUACAUUGCCCCUGAAGUUUUCUCUCGGAAUUUUGGUAAUGUGUCUUACAAGUCUGACAUUUACAGCUAUGGAAUGUUGCUGUUAGAAAUGAUUGGAGGAAGAAAGAAUACCAAUGUCUCAGUUGAGGACAGUUUCCAAGUUCUGUACCCGGAGUGGAUCCACAACUUGUUGGAAGGAAGGGAUGUGCAAAUUAGCCUUGAGGACGAGGGAGAUGCUAAAAUUGCCAAGAAACUUGCCAUUGUAGGACUUUGGUGCAUUCAAUGGAACCCAGCAGAUCGUCCUUCCAUGAAAACUGUGGUACAAAUGCUUGAAGGGCAUGGAUGUGAAUUAGUAGCACCCGCUUCUCCUUUUCAUAUUUCUGGUUCUUCUACAACAAAUACCGUUCUUCCAGCAAGACCUCAAAAUUUAGAGUUGGAAGUUAUUCAUGAAAUAGAAGAAAACAAUAUCGAUCAAUUUUAGGUUUGUUUCAAAUGUUAUCUAUAUAUUUUAUAGGAGUCUUAGGAUUGUUCAGCGCUGUUAAUAAUUUAACUAUUGUACAUGUUACGUUUAUUGCGUCUCACAUUAUGCUUCUACGAUCACUUUUGAUCAAUUUUGAUUAGCUUCAACUUCUAUGUACUCAUUGUAUGAAAUUCUCAGAGUUGAUUGACUUGUAACACA